Rhopilema esculentum is the source of this 2827-nucleotide messenger RNA. NCBI's taxonomy places the organism in Eukaryota, Metazoa, Cnidaria, Scyphozoa, Rhizostomeae, Rhizostomatidae. The record is from RefSeq and is a predicted model, not a curated record.
AUGGUGACACAGGCUUCAUUUUGGAAAUUUCGCGCGAAAGCUUGCCAAUGGCCUGAAGAACUCAGAACAGUUGAGCCGUACUUAAAGAUGGCAUUUGAGCCUUUUGUAGAAGGAUGGGAUUUCGUGGAGACGCUUGGAGAAGGGGCGUAUGGAGAGGUCCGACUUGCUGUAAACCGUACAACUCAAGAAGCAAUUGCAGUUAAAAUUGUCAACUCUGAUAAACUUGUUGGAAACCAGGAUAGCUUGAAAAAAGAGGUCUGUAUUCACAAAAUGCUUCAAAGCACCCACAUUGUCAAAUACUAUGGCCAAAGAACGGAAGGUCCAAGAAUUUAUUUGUUUCUUGAAUAUGCACCUGGUGGAGAACUUUUUGACCGAAUUGAACCUGAUGUGGGAAUGCCUGCACCCGAAGCUCACAAAUAUUUCAAGGAACUGAUUUUUGGUCUGGAAUACAUACAUUCAAAAGGUGUAACUCACAGAGAUAUAAAACCAGAGAAUCUUCUUCUUGAUGUGGCUGGUAAUUUGAAGAUUACUGAUUUUGGAUUAGCAACUGUGUUCAGAUACAAGGAAAAGGAGAGGCUGCUUGACAGAUGUUGUGGAACACCACCAUAUGUAGCCCCCGAGGUGCUAUCAAAGAAACAGUACAAAGCUGAACCAGCCGAUGUAUUUUCAUGUGGUAUUGUCCUUACUGCAAUGCUCGCUGGAGAACUGCCUUGGGAUGAGCCAAGUGAUAGAUGCAAAGAAUACAUCGAUUGGAAAGAAAACCGUUCGUAUAACACACCAUGGACAAAAAUCGAUACGAUCCCUUUAGCAUUACUAAAGAAAAUAUUGCAACCAAACUCUGAAAAGAGAUAUACUAUACCGCAAAUUAAAAAAGACAAAUGGUUUAUGAGAUCUUUUAGUACCCUGAAAAGCAAGAGCCCUAGGGAAGGCCUGUCAAGUUGCCUGUCAAGUUGCACUCCUCCACAAUGUUCUCAGGGCUUCAAGAGACACAGAUCUGACCGAGAUACAACACCCUCCUCGAAAAAAUCACGUUUACGAAUAUCGAGCACCCAACCAGAACCACGGCUGCGGAAUGACACUGGAUACAACGACGAAGAAGAUGAUGAUGGCGAUAGAAAAAAUGAAUGGACGAAUCUUUGCUUUUCCCAACCUCUUCACGUUGAUGAUCUCAUACUGAGUCAAACACAAAGCACACCUGGGUCUUCACAGAACCCUAUACAACAUUUAGCAAAGCGGAUGACUCGCUUCAGUGUCUCAAAAUCAUUCGAAGAAUUUACAAAAAAGUUGCUUUGUUUGUUUGAAGAUUUUAAAUACAACUACAAAACAUUGGCACACGGUCAGUUUUCUAUUUCGACAAUUGAUCGACGCAGGAAUCAGCUCUCAUUCCGCAUAAAUCUGAUCGACAUGAACAGAAAACCGUUACUCGUUGACUUUAGGCAUUGCAAGGGCGACGGGAUCGAAUUCAAAAGACAGUUUAGAAAUCUGCGAGAAAAAUUGUCAAAGUAUAUUGUUUAAAAAAAGGAAAUGAAAUGAAGCAGCUGGAAAUGUAUGCGUUUUGCAACAGAAAAUACCAGAAGAGUAAAAUGCAACUGUAUUGGUUCUUUCAGUUGUUUAUUGACAAUGAAGUUUGUUGUUAAGCGGCUUUUGCCUCCUCCACCCUCUUUUCAUUGGCAGCUGCUUGCUAUCAGUACAUAAUGGAUAUACGAAUUUGAGUUUGCCAAUGAAGGAAGGCUUUUGUCACGGUAACAGUGGUCAAGAGGAAGUCCCAGAUUGAAAAUUGAAAGUUAAGGACCACCAAACAAUCAAUGCUAGUGAUACUUUUAACAGAGACGCUCCAUUAGACAUUGCUGAGAUGAUGGGCCUAGUUUUUGACUGGCAUGGCUAUGUACUACUUAUCGAAUGGUCUCAGGCGAGCCCGAAUACAGAUCUUCCACAAUCCAACCCUCCAGCUCUAUCCUGUUUCCCAUUUCUUUCUUAAGGUUAUCGACACACAGUUGAACCCCGUUAAUUCGGACAUUCAAAGGUUGCAAGUCUGAUCUAGCGAUUAUCUGGCUUACCCGGCGUACGCCUUGAGAGUAGCUUUUUGACUUGGAUGAGGCAGGAAAAUCCAAUGGAAAUGGAAAAGGUCUGAAUUAGCGAAAGUCCGAGCAAUCCAGUGUACGACUUAACAGGAUUCAACUGUAGAUCUGUUGAUGUCUCUCUUAUCUCUUAUUGAUUGCAACUUGUAAUUCCUAGAGAACCAGCGUGCUUCCAGGUAUGACAUUUGCCUUGCUCGGGUAUUUCUCAUAUAUUCUAUCAUUCUAACAUGAACUUUUGACCCAUGCCAACAGUCGCUACAUCCCCUCUCCUCAAGCCUCCUUGUGCGAUAAAUUUUUGAUGCAAGUUAUUCACAGAAUGAAUUUUGGCUCUAGAUAGCUUUGGACGAGUGAAGUUGUAUUUUGCAGUAAGAAUGCUAUCCCAAAUUCUCUUAUCAAAUGCUGGUCCUUUUUACGACACUAAAGUCAGAAAACGGUACGGUUAGAAUCACUUCACUUUUAACGUUUGUCUUAUUAAAACCUCUCUUUCAGAUGUUUUAGAAUAUUCCCCAUCCAAUUAUACGACAAGUUAUAUUUAGCUUCUAAACACACCGAUUGUUGCAGUCAACUCUUAUCUGUUGAACCAGGUGUAGUUUCUGCUGUUUACAUUUCAGUAGAUGCGGAAUCAUUUUUAACAUCUUCCAUCAAAUAUUGUUGGUUUUAGGUUUAAGAUAUAUUUAGUCACAUGUUUUGUUGCUAUGCUUCACUGUAACUUUAAAAAGAAUCUGUAUUAAAUUGCAAUUGGAAUCUGA